Anguilla anguilla (European eel) is the source of this 1591-nucleotide messenger RNA. Its product is annotated as GRAM domain-containing protein 2B. The record is from RefSeq and is a predicted model, not a curated record. Bases 284 to 1372 code for a protein of 362 amino acids. Lineage: Eukaryota; Metazoa; Chordata; Actinopteri; Anguilliformes; Anguillidae. The transcript has 13 exons.
CCGUCCUCCACCUCCGUUGUGAAACAUCACACCUUUCAUCCUGAAACACACUCAAUCUCGGAAUCAGCCGUCAUUCCACUGGAACUGCUUGCCCUGGUGUGUGCCCGAGGAUUUGGGAAUAACUGGAAUCGGAAAACUCACCAAUAAUUCUGGGAUAUUUUUAGUGGAAUAACUGCAUUCACAAAAACAGUUUCGUCUCUUCUUUUUGGAAACGUAUUUCUUCUCAGUUUGGAAUAUUGGGACUAUGGCUUGACACAGAGUCUCUGUACAAUUGCGUUAAAGGAUGCCAAAUGCUCUAGAGAGAACUCUGAGUUUCCGUUUUUCCGGAAGACAUAUUUGGCGCUGUACAGUGGAUGGUGGAGGAAAGAUAAAACGGGGGAGGAGUAAGAAGAAGUUUGAGCCGCAGAAAGCCCAGAGUCUGGAGGAGGCCCAGCUGGAGAUCCAACAGCACAGCAAGAACCUGGCCAAGCAGAGCCUGCAGAGAUCGCAGACCUUCGAGUCGGAGAGGAGCUUCGAAGUGACGGAAAGCUGUGUCACCCGCAGUAGUUUUAUAAAGCACAACAAAUCAUUCCACAAGCUGUUCCCGGACAUUCCCGUUAACGAGGACCUGAUCCACGCCUACGUCUGUGCGCUGCAGAAGGAGGUCCCGUACCACGGCCGGCUCUACGUGUCCGAAAACUACAUCUGCUUCUACUCCUCCGUGCUCCUCAAGGACACCAAGGUGGUGAUCCCCGUGUCCAGUGUGUUCGUUCUGAAGAAGCAGAACACGGCCUUGCUGGUGCCCAACGCCCUGUCCAUCCGCACCUGCGAGGGGGAGAAGCAUUUGUUUGUGUCUCUGAGGAACCGGGAGUCUUGCUACAAGCUUCUGCAGUCGGUUUGCCCUCAGCUAGAGGAUGGGAGUACUAACAGCAGCCCGAUAUUCUCCUCCGUGGAGAUCAGCUUUGAGCAGAGCAAGCACACGAACUCCAGUCAGUCCAGCCUGGAGGACAGCUUCGACCAGCUGGACCGCGGAGACUGCGGCCUCCUGCUGAGCGCGCAGCCCAGCCCAGCGAAAGUGUCCCGAGAACCAGUGCAUCGUGGGAACAGCACCACCUCGAGAAGUCCUCAGAGGGAGAAGGAGGACAGCUCCACAGAGGAGGACGCAGCAGGCGGCUCUUGGGUCUGGAGUGUCACGGAGAACGUCAGAGCUCACCUCGUCCAGAGGCAGUCCAGCAGCCUGAACACCCUCCUCUUCAUCUACCUGCUGCUGGUGGUGCUGUUGCUGCUCUCCUCUGGGUACAUCGGCCUGCGGAUCGUCGCCCUGGAGGAGCAGCUGACCUCCCUCGGGGCGCUGCCGGAGUUCUCCCUACAGAACCGGUACAAGGACACAUAGCCGGACGUCCCGGGGAAGAGGACAGGUUUUAAAGGCACGGCGGAGGGGGCGACACGGAGGCGUCCGAAGAUCUGCUGAGGAUCAGGUCCCCUAAAAAACCGAGAAGGACUGUCGCCUUCCGGGACGGUGCUGUAAGCGUGCCGCUUUUCUAACCGCACAGACGUACUCUACGGGAACGCCGCACUUGGUCUUCAUGAUUUCAGAGAUUCGCUUUUUAAA